Messenger RNA from Scaptodrosophila lebanonensis, 213 nucleotides. RefSeq lists its product as uncharacterized. Lineage: Eukaryota; Metazoa; Arthropoda; Insecta; Diptera; Drosophilidae. The transcript has a single exon. The record is from RefSeq and is a predicted model, not a curated record. The coding region runs from base 1 to 213 and encodes 70 amino acids.
AUGUCUGUGCUAAUCGAACGGCUAUAUUGGUUGCUGACCCUGGUGCUGCUGAUGCUUGCAUCUGCAUCUGGAACUCCGGCACGAGGCUACCAAGGCGAACGUAACGGACGCAGCUACUCCGACAUAGCACGCGUUCUCAACCCGGAUCCGUACGCUUUUGCAGGCUCGUAUGGUCCAUUUCCCAGACAACCCUUUUGGCCUUCAGGACCUUGA